AUGUCUGUGUUUAUAUCUCUUUAUCGGUGUAUUCUUCGGGCGCAUAGAAAAUAUCUUCCACCGGAUGCACGUUUUCUUGGAAAUAAAUAUGUUCAACAAGAGUUUCGUUUGCAUAGAAAUAUCAAAAACCCACUUCAUUUGAUUGGGUUUAUAGAUUCUUGGAAGGAUUAUUUAAAAGGUAUUGAAAAUUAUGCCUGGAAAGAAUAUAAAAUUGAGUCCGUUAAAGUAGGCAAAAUGUCAGAUGAACAGCUUUAUCAGCUUUAUGAAUUAAUGCAAGCUAUUGAAGAAAGAAAAAUAGAAAGAAAUAAGUCUUUAAACGAUGAUAGAUAA
This is a messenger RNA of Pneumocystis jirovecii RU7, 330 nucleotides long. RefSeq lists its product as uncharacterized. The transcript has 3 exons. The record is from RefSeq and is a predicted model, not a curated record. Bases 1 to 330 code for a protein of 109 amino acids. NCBI's taxonomy places the organism in Eukaryota, Fungi, Ascomycota, Pneumocystomycetes, Pneumocystales, Pneumocystaceae. Gene Ontology annotation, cellular component: mitochondrial intermembrane space; mitochondrion. Gene Ontology annotation, biological process: mitochondrial respiratory chain complex II assembly; succinate metabolic process.